AUGUCCAUUCUCAACGCUUCCAUCACUGAAAUUUCUUUCUAUUUGGUUGGGUUCCCAGAGAUGGAAUCUGCACACAUCUGGAUCUCCAUUCCCAUAUGUCUCCUGUACACUAUUGCCAUCCUUGGCAACUGCACUAUCCUCUUUUUUAUAAAAUCAGAGCCAUCUCUGCAUGAACCCAUGUAUUAUUUCCUCUCCAUGUUGGCUCUCUCAGACCUAGGACUAUCCAUUUCCUCUCUCCCUACCAUGCUCAAGGUUUUCUUGUUCAAUUCUCCAGAAAUUUCUCCUAAUGUGUGUUUUGCCCAGGAGUUUUUUAUUCAUGAAUUCUCAGCUAUGGAAUCAUCUGUACUUCUCAUUAUGUCCUUUGACCGUUUUAUUGCCAUCUGUAACCCUCUGAGAUACUCUUCCAUCCUUACCAGUGCCAGGGUCCUUCAAAUUGGGCUUGCUUUUGCUCUCAAGAAUGUUUUGUUGGUUCUGCCUUUCCCUGUAAGUCUAAAGCAUCUAACAUACUGCAAGAAGAAUCUGUUGUCACAUUCCUACUGCCUCCACCAGGAUGUCAUGAAGCUGGCCUGCUCAGACAACAAGUUCAAUGUCAUCUAUGGUUUAUUUGUGGCUCUCUCUGGCAUCCUGGAUAUAACAUUCAUUUUCUUGUCCUAUGCACUGAUCCUGAGAGCAGUGCUGGGCAUUGCAUCCCAAGGGGAAAGAUUCAAGGUCCUCAGUACUUGUGUCUCCCACAUUUGUGCUGUGCUCAUCUUUUAUGUUCCAGUCAUCUCCCUUGCUGUUAUCUACCGCAUUGCCAACCUUAGUUCUCCUAUAUCUAAGAUCCUCAUGGCUGACAUUUUCCUGCUUGUGCCUCCAGUGAUGAAUCCUAUCAUAUACUGUAUGAAGAGCCAACAGAUAAGAAACAUAAUACUAGAGAAACUGUGUCAGAAAAAAGGCUUACAAAGAUGCUUAAUCUCAUGA
This is a messenger RNA of Mesocricetus auratus (golden hamster), 960 nucleotides long. Its product is annotated as olfactory receptor 51A4-like. The coding region runs from base 1 to 960 and encodes 319 amino acids. Gene Ontology annotation, molecular function: olfactory receptor activity; G protein-coupled receptor activity. Gene Ontology annotation, biological process: G protein-coupled receptor signaling pathway. The transcript has a single exon. Gene Ontology annotation, cellular component: membrane. The record is from RefSeq and is a predicted model, not a curated record. NCBI's taxonomy places the organism in Eukaryota, Metazoa, Chordata, Mammalia, Rodentia, Cricetidae.